Messenger RNA from Cercopithifilaria johnstoni, 555 nucleotides. The record is from the annotation of a GenBank genome assembly. Lineage: Eukaryota; Metazoa; Nematoda; Chromadorea; Rhabditida; Onchocercidae.
AUGACCAGAACCAUCCAUAUGAACCUAAUUGUUGCUAUGGAUGAUUGUGGUGGAAUUGGACAAAAUGGUGGCUUACCGUGGGAUUUACCUGCGGAAAUGGCGCGAUUUUCUAAGCUGACUACAUUAACAACAAAUAGAAAGAAGAAAAAUGCUGUGAUAAUGGGUCGAAAAGUUUGGGAAAGUAUACCACCAAAAUUUAGGCCAUUGAAGGAUCGUUUCAAUAUUGUUCUCAGUAGAAAGAUGGAAGAAGUGACGGACAAGAAUUUAAUAGUGGCUCGAAGCUUUGAAAGUGCAGUCAGUUUGCUGCAAGAUAUGAAUAAUAUUGAGACGAUAUGGAACAUUGGUGGUGAAAAAGUGUAUGAAUUAGGGCUUAAUUCACCAUUUCUACAUCAGCUGUAUAUCACCCGUGUGGAGGGCGAUUUUUCGGCUGAUAUCUUCUUUCCUGAAGUUGACUACGAUCGCUUUAUAAAAAGUGUAGAGGGAGAGGUGCAGGAGGAAAAGGGUAUUAAAUAUCGGUAUGAAAUAUAUACUGUUAAAACAGAUACAGUUGCGUAA